Messenger RNA from Setaria italica (foxtail millet), 2120 nucleotides. RefSeq lists its product as uncharacterized. NCBI's taxonomy places the organism in Eukaryota, Viridiplantae, Streptophyta, Magnoliopsida, Poales, Poaceae. Bases 124 to 624 code for a protein of 166 amino acids. The transcript has 5 exons. The record is from RefSeq and is a predicted model, not a curated record.
UGGGCCGUUCCCCUGCCGCCGUGCCGUUAGCAAGCGUGGCAGAAAGGAAGAAAACCCCCUCUUCUCAUCGGUGCCCUCUUCCUCCGCCGCCGUAGCCAUGGCCCCCGCCGGGGAGGUGACGAGAUGGGAGAGUCCCGCGGGUCGCCCGUGUGCCGUGGUGUCGAUCGAAUUCCUCCUGGUGGUGCUGUAGCAGGCCAGGAUCUUGGGGCAAGCAGAAAGAGGAAAGCUGCAGUUAUGUCUGAAGAUUCGAGCAAUCUGGUUGGGAAUGGAGAACAUUUGGAGGUGGCGUACGAGGAUUCUCAGAAGCUUUUAAUGGAGAUUGAAGACCUGAAGGCUCAAAUAGAUAAGGAUGUGAAAGAGCUUGGGUACUGUGAGGCGAAUGAGAAACUGACAGUUGAGCUGGUUCAGAAGGCGGAACAGAUGCAGUGCCUGAAGAAGCAGAAUGAGGAGGUGCAAGGCAAUAAUGAUGGAAUGAGGAAGCAGAAUGAGAAGCUGCAAGCCAAGAAUGAUGGCCUGGCGAAGCAAAAUAAGGAACUGCAAGCCAAGAAUGAUGAUCUGGUGAAGGAGAAUGAGGAGCUGCGAACCAAUAAAGACAGCAUGAGGAAGCAGAAUGGGGAGUUGUAAACCAAGAAUGUCGGCCUAUCAAAGUGGAAUGAGGAGCUGAACUCAAAGAAUGCCGGCCUGGCGAAGCAGAAUAAGGAGCUGCAGGCCAAGAACGAUGGCCUGGCGAAGCAGAACAAGGACCUGCAAGCCAAGAAUGAUGAUCUGGUUGAGGAGAAUGAGAAGCUGAGAGUUAAGCUGGUUCUGAAGGCGAAAGAGAUGCAGUGCCUGAGGAAGCAGAAUGAGGAGGUGCAAGGCACGAAUGAUGGAAUGAGGAAGCAGAAUGAGGAGCUGCAUGUCAAGAAUGAUGGCCUGGCGAAGCAGAACAAGGAACUGCAAGCCAAGAAUGAUGAUAUGGUGAAGGAGAAUGAUGAGCUGCGAACCAAUAUAGACAUCAUGAGGAAGCGGAAUGGGGAGCUGUAGGUCGAGAAUGGAAGCCUAACAAAGGGGAAUGAGGAGCUGCAAGCAAAGAAUGUCGACCUGGUGAAGCAGAAUAAGGAGCUGCAGGCCAAGAAUGAUUGCCUGGCUAAGCAGAAUAAGGACCUCCAAACCAAGAAUGACGAUCUGGCGAGGGAGAAUGAGGAGCUGCACACCAAUAUAGACAGCAUGAGGAAGCGGAAUGGAGAGCUGCAAGCCAAGAAUGUUGGCCUAACAAAGCAGAGUGAGGAAGUUCAAACCAAGAAUGAUGGACUGAUGAAGAGGAAUGAGGACCUGCAAGCCACGAUUUGUAGCCUGAUGAAUGGGAUUGAGGAGCUGGAAGCUAAUAAUGACGGGCUGGAAGAUUUGACCGGAUGUCUUGUGAGGAAAGAGCGUGAAAGUUUGAAGAGUUGAUUGUGGGUUUAGACGAGUUAAAUGGGCAGAGAGCUAUUGGGAUCAAAAGAAUGGGAGAACUUAACGAGAAGCCAUUUCAAGAUGCAUGUAAGAGAAAAUAUGGAGACGACGAUUACCAGAUGAGAGCAGCAGAGUUGGUCUCAACUUGGCAGGAGGAAUUGAAGAACCCAUCCUGGCAUCCUUUUAUGAUUGUUCAGGUUAAUGGAGAACACAAGGAAUUUCUAGAUGACGAUGAUCCAAAACUGAAGUUCCUGCUGAUCGAGUAUGGCGAGGAUGUGUGCAAUGCAGUGAAGGCCGCGCUGAUGGAGAUGAACGAGUACAACCCCAGCGGGCGUUAUGUGGUGCCCGAGCUCUGGAACUUUGGGGAAGGCCGGAGGGCGACGAUGGAGGAGGUCCUCAAGCACCUGUUUGGGCAGAUGAAACGUGAAACAACGCAGGGUCCUCAAGCCCACCAAGCCACUAAGUAGUAGUGCAUGCGCGCCAUUGGUGCUUUUGUGGGAGCCGCGUGCAGCUGUGCUGCUGGAUCCCCCCUCCUGACUCCUGAGGUAGGAGAUGUAUCCUGUGUCUUCCCUUUGCCUAGAGACAUUACAAGCGUAUGUGAUGUGUGCAUGUGGUGUUGUUGUUGCCGCUUUCCGUCCUGAAAACUGAUGUGAUCGGUGAACUGAAUGACACCAACCCGUUGCCUUUGU